This is a messenger RNA of Paramecium octaurelia, 1072 nucleotides long. Lineage: Eukaryota; Ciliophora; Oligohymenophorea; Peniculida; Parameciidae. The record is from the annotation of a GenBank genome assembly.
AUAUUUGGUGGAGAUAUUAAUGGGAAAAUCAGAAUAUUAAGAUGUAAGCAUUAGAGAAUAAAUGUUGACUAGGGGUGGUGGCUCAUACAAUGGAGGAGGACAAAGUCUAAAGAUUGGGAAAUGGAUUGAGUUAAGUGACUUUUUUGAUGACCUGACCUAAGUUACCUAUGAGGGUAAUUAUCAUAACGGGAAAAAAAUAAAUAAAUGGAAUAUCAAUUUUAGAUAGAGUUUGAAAAAGCCAUUUGAAUAGAUGUAAUCUAAAUUUAAAUUGCUCAAUUUUAGUGGAGGUGGAUAAUAUGAUGAACAAGGGAAUGAGAACAAAAUUGGGAAUUGGAUUGAACUACAUGAUGGAUUUGAUAAUUUGACUUAGGUUACUUAUGAAGGCGAAUAUAAUAAUGGAAAAAAAGUUAACAGGUGGAAUAUUUAUUAUGAGAAAAAUUAAAUGUAACAAUAAUAAAGUUUAAGCAUGCUAGUGGCGGUGGAUCUUAUGCAUAGGACGGUAAUAAGGUUGGAAUGUGGAAUGAGGUGAGCGAUGAUUUUAGACAUUCCUCUUAAAUCUUCCUUAAUGGUGAAUAUAAAAAUGGGAAAAAGAUUGGUAUCUGGAAUAUAUAUUAUCAGGAUAGUGAUGCAAAUGAAAAACAGAAGAUGUAAAAUUUUUAAAUAUUCUCUAGUGGUGGUGGGCAAUAUGAUGAAGAGGGUAAUGAAAAUAAGAUUGGUAAGUGGUUUGAAUUAAGUGAGGGAUUUAAUCGAUAUUCGUAAAUUAUUUAUAAUGGAGAAUAUAAAAAUAAUAAAAAAGUCAAUAAAUGGGAAAUUUAAAUGAGGGACAAAAUGAAUGAAAAUUUUGAAAAAAUGUAAGAUAUGAUACUUAAUAUUUGUUAGAGGUGAGGGAUCAUAUGAUGAAGGUGGAACAGGUUUUAAAAUUGGGGAAUGGAAAGAGUUUAGCGAUUUUCCUUGGAAGAAUAAAUAACUAAUUUCUAGUGGUUUAUACUAAAAUAAUAGAAAAGUUGGAAUAUGGAUAGAAACAGAUUUAAAAAAUAAAGAACACCAUAGAGAUAUAAAUUAUGAUAAUUGA